Peromyscus eremicus (cactus mouse) is the source of this 2807-nucleotide messenger RNA. It is a transcript of the gene Rgl1, whose product is annotated as ral guanine nucleotide dissociation stimulator like 1. The coding region runs from base 390 to 2801 and encodes 803 amino acids. The record is from RefSeq and is a predicted model, not a curated record. Gene Ontology annotation, molecular function: guanyl-nucleotide exchange factor activity. NCBI's taxonomy places the organism in Eukaryota, Metazoa, Chordata, Mammalia, Rodentia, Cricetidae. The transcript is spliced from 19 exons. Gene Ontology annotation, biological process: positive regulation of GTPase activity; Ras protein signal transduction. Gene Ontology annotation, cellular component: plasma membrane.
CGCCGCCGCUGUCCGGGCCAGAGGCUUGUUGUCGGGCUCCGGUGUGAGGUCUGGGUGACUGGACUCGGGCGUCCGGUGGGAUGGACUGGCUGCAGGACCCGGUCCCCUGCAGUCAGCAGGAGUGUGAGGCGGAGUGAUGCCCAGCUGGGCGCCCGGCACACAACUAGUGAUCUGAGCCCUCCCUUCGGACCCAGCGGCCCCGCGGGGACUGCGUUCCAGAGCUGAGAGCCCCUUCCCGGGUUGGGGAUCCCGCAGCCCUGUCGGCGGGAGGUCCCCAAGGACGGAGUCGAGAGGUCACUUCUUACCUGUCAGUGCUGUGUGACAGCGUCGCGGCCGGACCUGCAGAAUCUGAACUCGAUCCGUAAUGCCUCCUGCUUGCCUCUUUCAAGAUGGACGGAAAAUCUGUGGGAGAGCCUACUCAAGUGGAGUCUAAAGUCAAACUUUCCACCAAAAUAGACAACGCGGGACACUGGCUGGUGGAGGAUCAUGCUCGAAUAUGGGAAGUUUUAAAGACAGAGGAGAGCUCGAUUCAGGACUGGGGUGAAGAAGUUGAGGAAGGAGCUGUUUACCAUGUCACCCUCAAAAGAGUCCAGAUUCAACAGGCGGCCAAUAAAGGAGCAAGAUGGCUAGGGGUUGAAGGGGACCAGCUGCCUCCAGGUCACACAGUCAGUCAAUAUGAGACCUGUAAGAUCAGGACUAUCAAAGCUGGCACUCUGGAGAAGCUUGUGGAGAAUCUGCUGACGGCUUUCGGGGACAAUGACUUUACCUACAUCAGCAUCUUCCUGUCGACCUACAGAGGCUUUGCCUCGACUAAGGAAGUGCUGGAGCUGCUGCUGGACAGGUAUGGAAACCUGACAGGCCCAAACUGUGAAGAAGAUGGAAAUCAGAGUUCGUCGGAGUCCAAGGCCGUGAUCCGGAAUGCUAUUGCCUCCAUCCUGCGGGCCUGGCUUGACCAGUGUGCGGAGGACUUCCGGGAACCCCCUCACUUCCCUUGCCUGCAGAAGUUGCUGGAGUAUCUCACACGGAUGAUGCCUGGCUCCGACCCGGAGAGGAGAGCACAAAACCUUCUUGAACAGUUUCAAAAGCAGGAAGUGGAUCCCGACAAUGGACUUCUCAACACCAGCUCCUUCAGCCUGGAAGAGGAAGAGGGACUGGAGAGCGGAGGGUCAGCAGAAUUCACGAGCUUCUCAGAAGAUCUGGUGGCAGAACAGCUGACCUACAUGGACGCACAACUAUUCAAGAAAGUAGUGCCUCACCACUGCCUGGGCUGCAUUUGGUCUCAGAGGGAUAAGAAGGAAAACAAACAUUUGGCUCCUACGAUCCGUGCCACCAUCUCUCAGUUCAAUACCCUCACCAAAUGUGUCGUCAGCACCAUCCUGGGGAGCAAGGAACUCAAAACCCAGCAGAGAGCCAAAAUCAUCGAGAAGUGGAUUAACAUCGCUCACGAAUGUCGAAUCCUCAAGAACUUUUCCUCCUUGAGGGCUAUCGUCUCCGCUCUGCAGUCCAAUUCCAUCUAUCGGCUGAAAAAGGCUUGGGCUGCUGUCCCAAAGGACCGAAUGCUGAUGUUUGAAGAACUUUCAGAUAUCUUCUCUGAUCAUAACAACCAUCUAACCAGUCGGGAACUGCUAAUGAAGGAAGGAACCUCAAAAUUUGCAAACCUGGACAGCAGUGUGAAAGAAAACCAGAAGCGGACCCAGAGGCGGCUGCAGCUGCAGAAGGACAUGGGUGUGAUGCAGGGUACCGUGCCUUACCUGGGCACCUUCCUGACCGACCUGACCAUGCUGGACACUGCUCUUCAGGACUACAUUGAGGGUGGACUGAUCAACUUUGAGAAACGGAGAAGGGAAUUUGAAGUGAUUGCCCAGAUAAAGCUCCUACAGUCUGCUUGCAACAGCUAUUGCAUGACCCCAGACCAGAAGUUUAUCCAGUGGUUCCAGAGGCAGCAGCUUCUAACAGAGGAGGAGAGCUAUGCCCUCUCCUGUGAGAUUGAAGCAGCUGCCGAUGCCAGCACCACCUCCCCCAAGCCUCGGAAGAGCAUGGUGAAGAGGCUGAGCCUACUGUUUCUUGGGUCCGACCUCAUCACUGGGAGCACUCCCACUAAAGAGCAGCCCAAGUCCACGGCCAGUGGGAGCUCUGGCGAGAGCAUGGACUCCGUCAGCGUGUCGUCCUGUGAGUCAAACCACUCAGAGGCUGAGGAGGGUUCCAUCACACCCAUGGACACACCAGAUGAGCCUCAAAAGAAGCUCUCCGAGUCCUCCUCUUCAUGUUCCUCGAUCCAUUCCAUGGACACAAAUUCCUCAGGGAUGUCGUCCUUAGUCAACCCCCUGUCCUCCCCUCCAACCUGCAACAACAACCCUAAAAUCCACAAGCGCUCCGUCUCCGUGACGUCCAUUACCUCCACAGUACUGCCUCCCGUUUACAACCAGCAGAACGAAGACACCUGCAUCAUCCGCAUCAGCGUAGAGGAUGACAACGGGAACAUGUACAAGAGCAUCAUGUUGACAAGCCAAGAUAAGACCCCUGCUGUGAUCCAGAGAGCCAUGAUGAAGCACAAUCUGGACUCGGACCCAGCUGAGGAAUACGAGCUGGUACAGGUCAUCUCAGAGGACAAAGAGCUGGUGAUCCCGGACUCUGCAAACGUCUUUUAUGCCAUGAACAGCCAAGUGAACUUCGACUUCAUUUUACGCAAAAAGAACGCAGUGGAAGAGCAGGUGAAGCUGCGUAGUCGGACCAGCUUGACCUUGCCCAGGACUGCGAAGCGGGGCUGUUGGAGUAACAGACACAGCAAGAUCACCCUCUGAAAGGGA